This is a messenger RNA of Callorhinus ursinus (northern fur seal), 711 nucleotides long. The record is from RefSeq and is a predicted model, not a curated record. Lineage: Eukaryota; Metazoa; Chordata; Mammalia; Carnivora; Otariidae.
AUGCAGGCUGGCUGGAAGCUGAUCCAUCAGGCAGCAGCUGGGAAAGUAUGUAUUGACCUGUUGGGGAAGAGCCAGGAAAAGCAAGAGCAGUAUUUGUGGGAAGUCGAUUUUGUCAACAACAAAACACUGACUGAGGAGAGAAAUAGUGUAUUAGGAAAAUCAUUUUAUCUGAGCACAAACUCUGUUCUGCAAGAAAAAUAUCGAGUAUAUGUGACUCAUAUGGAAUGAGUUUUGAAUUUUAUUUCAGAAGUAAUUAUUAGUAAUAGAAACUUCUUUGUAAGGAAGCUUGAAGAGUUUAAUGCACACGGGAAAUUGCUCCUCUAAAAGCAGAAUUUUCAUUCUGGAGAGAAACCUUUUGAAUAUGACGAAAAUGGAAAAGCUAUUGGUCAAAAUGAGGACCUGUUUCAACAUCAGUAUAUUUAAACUCUGAAGCAGCUUUUUGAAUGUAAGGAAUGUGGGAAAGCCUUCCAUGAGGGAGAUACACAGGAGAAACCCUAUGCACCAAAUGUGGGAAAACUUUCAGAUAAAUGUCAGGCCUCGCAGUGCAUCAGAGAACACACACAGGAAAAACCCUAUGAGUGUAAUGUUUGUCAGAAAGCCUCCAGUAAUAGGUUAGCCUUCACUGUACAUCAGAGAAUACAUACUGGGAAGAAACCUGAUGAAUAUUCUCCAAAUCUGGAUCUGGAGUUGUCUUUUUUGGGAGCUUUAUAG